AUGGGGAAAGACAUGUGGAUUCCAGCAGAUUUCGGUCGUCCAGCUACUAGAAGAAGGGAACCCGGUAUCAAAUCCAGGUUCCUGCGCGACGAAUCUGAGAAGAAGAUCCCAACUCCUUGUUCGAAUUGCUUAGGAUUCCCCUUCAAAGUCGAAGGCUCUAUGGGUUGGGCUGGCAACCAACCGUGCGUUUACGGACCCGAAGAGGGAUGCACCCGCCAUAAUCCAGAGAGGAUGGCAAUCGCCUGGAACAAGCGGGUUCCCUCGAACAAGAAGAAGCCCGGAAUUAUCGAAAGAUUCCGUGGGCCGCCUAAGGUUCCCGAAUACGAUGAAGUACAGCGAAGCACCCGUAUAUGGUCUUCACUCCACCUGGAUCAUGCCACCGCAGAUCCGCUUGAUCCUAUUCACGCUUCCAUCCGCUACGCUCUGGCAUAUUAUCAUCUCGACUGGGUUCGAACUGCAGGGUCGCCCGACUUGCAGAAGGCAAGAGCGAAUUCCCUGGCGUGCAACGGAACCGUGCUCGGAGAUGGAAAACGGCGUCCCGACUUCGAGUUUUGGACCAACCCGUACUGGUAUAACGAGUCUUUUCUUGUCCAGCAAGUCAUCCGAUUCACUAUUCAACCAAAGAAGCGAAAUCCUUUACUCGGAAAGGAAACCGUCUACCUGGAGUACCCCCGAGACGAGUGGACGUUCCAGCCUUGCCCGCACAUCCAACACUGCUUCGGAAGAUACCAGUUUGUUGAAACACGAGGGCUCGUGAAGGCAAACGUGACGUACAGAACUAAGAAACAGAACGGCGUGAUUGAGUUGGAGAGCAAGUCGAGAACCCAGUGGGAGAGCACGAAUGGCCCUCUCUGCCACGCAACCAACUGCCAACGCUGCUGCACGGAUAACUGGAUGCAUAUAAGUCUGAUCGAAGAUAAGAUCGUGGUCCACAUGUAUGUGUGGAAAGAUCUCGGAAACGCACUCAAUGCAUACGAUAAGAAGUGGAUAGCGGCGUUGAGACCAGAUGGCCCAAGGUGGAGGCGUUCUAAGGACGAGGCCAACAGCAAUGGGAUUCGGACUAUCGUCCUAGCGGCGGUAAAUGCGUCAAAGGGUGUCCGGGACUCUUCAGCGUAG
Annulohypoxylon maeteangense is the source of this 1116-nucleotide messenger RNA. RefSeq lists its product as uncharacterized. The record is from RefSeq and is a predicted model, not a curated record. The transcript has a single exon. Lineage: Eukaryota; Fungi; Ascomycota; Sordariomycetes; Xylariales; Hypoxylaceae. Bases 1 to 1116 code for a protein of 371 amino acids.